This is a messenger RNA of Eremomyces bilateralis CBS 781.70, 3233 nucleotides long. Its product is annotated as kinase-like protein. Gene Ontology annotation, cellular component: nucleus; spindle pole body; spindle pole. The coding region runs from base 45 to 2915 and encodes 956 amino acids. NCBI's taxonomy places the organism in Eukaryota, Fungi, Ascomycota, Dothideomycetes, Eremomycetales, Eremomycetaceae. The record is from RefSeq and is a predicted model, not a curated record. The transcript is spliced from 4 exons. Gene Ontology annotation, molecular function: ATP binding; protein kinase activity; protein binding. Gene Ontology annotation, biological process: protein phosphorylation; regulation of cytokinesis; mitotic cell cycle.
ACAAGGUCAAAAUCCACGAAAAUCCCUUUAGGUGAUCAGAUACCAUGUCUGUUCACGCCGACCCACCACCAAGCGUGGUGCCCGAGCCGAAUGGCAUCACAUACAUAACCGGUGAGCAGCUGGGCAAAGGCGGCUUCGCCAUCUGCCAUCGGGCGGAGGUGGCGGAACGAGGGAAGGCGACCGGUCGCAUUAUCGCGUUGAAGAUUGUGAAGUCGAAGAUGGAACCGGCGAAGAUGGCACAGAAGUUUGUGACUGAGCUCCAAUUGCACUCGAAGCUGCAACAUCCGAAUAUCGUCGAGUUUUACCGUGCAUUUACUUUCGGGCCGAGUACAUAUGUUGUUUUGGAAGUAUGCGAUAACGGCUCACUGGCUGAUGCACUGAAGAGACGAAAGUUUUUCACCAUGCCCGAGAUCAGACGGUUUCUGAUCCAGACGUGUGGGGCAGUCAAGUAUCUGCAUGCACGACAGAUUAUCCAUCGGGACCUGAAAACAGGCAAUCUUUUCCUAGACAGCAAUAUGAACAUCAAAGUCGGAGAUUUUGGGCUGGCUGCGGUCAUGGUGAGCAAGAACGACGUGUCGCUGAGACGGACGACCAUGUGCGGGACGCCAAACUACCUUGCCCCGGAGAUUCUGGAGAAAGGAGGGAGAGGACAUAAUGAAAAAGUGGACUUGUGGGCAAUUGGCAUUAUCGCUUAUACGUUAGCCAUUGGAAAGGCACCGUUCCAUGCCCCAAAACGCGAAGACAUCUACAAGAAGCUACAGAUGUGCGAUUACAAGUGGCCGGACCCUUCGAAAACGCAGAACGACAUCUCCAACGAUCUUCGAGAUCUCGUCGCGACAUUGCUCGUACACGAGGACGAUCGACCAUGUCCGGAUCAGAUCGUCAGCCAUACGUUCUUCAAGACCGCCUUCAUCCCCGAGACCAUGGAAUCGAGCUGCACGAGUGUACCACCGCGAUUUCCAGCCGUCCGACCGCCAACAGCCGCCGUGAUCCAAAGAGGCUUCUCAGAUAGCUGGUUCCGAUUAUGCAAAGCCUCCGGCGUCGGCGAGUUUGCGCCAGGCAAGCUAUUCCCGGUCAUCGGUGGCCGAAAAUUGCGGUCCGUCGUUCGAGAUUGUGAAAAAGAGCUCCAAAUCGGCCGCCACCCGGUGGUUCCAAUUCCAGAGGGAACGAUCUAUUUGCCAUACCCUGACCGGGUCGAUCCAUUCUCGGUCGACCCCAACGCACAGCUGAGCGACAUCAUCGAAGAACGAGAGCCAUCUGCCGAAGGCCGAGCGUUGCGAGAAACGUCUGCAAACGAGCCGGGAACAACGAGAGCAUUGGCGGAGAAAGCAAAGCGGAUACGGAGAUCGAAGGAAAAUACCGAGCCUGCUACCACUGCUGACGACAGAGAGCCCGAGGCCCAGUUGCAGAGGAAACCGGCUCGAACUAUUGCGUCUCGAACGAUGGCGUCCGCGCCAAAGCGCCGGGCGAUUGCUACACAACGAUCGCAGUCUAUUCAGGUGGCGAGAGUACCGGAAAUGAAAGUGGAUUCGAAGAUACCGCAAACGACCAAGGUGGUUGAAACUGUUGUAGUCAGCGCGGACACGGAGAAUAUACCUCCAGCGGCCCAGGAGAGUACAAGGCAGACGAGAAGGAAUAAGGCAGUGGCGAUGGAGACGGUACGAAUCGUCGGGAAUAUACAGGAGCCGCCAGUAAUGCCCCGUGAAACCUGCAGAGUUACGAGAAAGAAUUCGAAGAGAGCGGCUCCUUUGCGAGAGCCUGAGCAGCCCGAGCAGCUCCAACUCAUGGAGAUUGCUCUUCCAAAGAGGCCUGCCUUGACUGUCAUGCCCAAACCAGUCGUCGACCAGCAGAGUUCAAGGCCGUCAUCAAGAGACGGCAUGACAGUGGCUCCUAGACAUGCUGGUGGCGCAGCGCCGAGGGCAACGCGCAUUCCUUCGGGUGAUGUAGGGCCGAAGGUCCCGUAUACCGAUCCCGAGACGGUUUUGGCUCGCGUCGCGAACCUUCGGGACAAUAUUGCUGACGCACUCAGUAAUCGAUAUGCAACUCCAGGUCGGCUCGCCAAGCCCAAACUGCCGUUCAUUUCGAAAUGGGUCGACUACUCCAAAGCCUAUGGCGUUGGGUACAUGCUCGAGGACGGGAGCAUCGGAACGGUCUUGAAGAAAGAAAAACCGAAGCCAACCUUCCCUGUGACGUUGGCCGUGGUGCGGAACGGCUACGCCAAAGUGCGUGAGGUGCGAAAGAACCCGGACGCCAUGCUCUCCCUGCCAUUCGAAUAUUACGCCGACUUUGGUGGCGCUGGCAUCCGAUCCGUUGGUCUUGGACCUGAAAUGAAGAAAGAGAAGGUUGGGAUCUGGCUAAAGCUCGUGUCGUACCUUGCGAAGCAAGUGUCGGCGGACGAGGCCGAGAGCGCAGCGACGAACUCGGCAACCGAGACGCCGGACACUAUCGUCAAAUUCUAUCAACGGCUCGGCAAUGUCGGGGUAUGGGGGUUUACUGAUGGGUCGUUCCAGAUCAACUUCCCCGACCACACCAAACUCAACCUUUCUUCUGACGGCCGAUACUGCAACUUCCUCUGCCUCUCCAAGGGCGGUAUCCGAUUCCUCGAGCAACAUAGCGCGCUGAACCGCGAGUCCAUCAACGGUCGCAAGUCCUUGCACCUGCCCAUCCACACGCUGCUAUGGGAUGCCGAGAACUAUCCAGUCGCGGUCGACGUCGCACAUGCCAACCAUCUGCGCGGGAAGCUGCAAUUCUUCCUCGAGGCCCUCGAUGAGUGGCUCAGGUGCAAGGGUGUGGGUGUCCUAUCCGAGGAAGCGAAAUAUCUCCGGUGGAACGGGAGCCAUACGGAGGAGGGGAAGAAGAUGGACUGGGUGACCGUCGGGGCUCAUGGAGGAGAUGUAGAGAGGUAUUCUCUUUAAGAGGGGGUAUAUUGCGCACCUUGUGAUAUUGUUCUCUGGGCAUACCUAUUUUGGUACGGCAUCUGCACUGUUUAUAAGUCAUUGCGCCAUUUGGAAUAGAGGCACCAUUGGAUGAGCGACGACGCAGGAUUAUUCAUGUUGUUCGGAUUAACGACCUUCAAAGAUUUCUACAGGCUCUACUCAACCAUGUCUCCGUGAUGCUCCGCGUUCUUCUCAGUAUAAAAUAUAAAUCGCCGAUACACUGGGGAUUGUUUGUAAAUGGAUUGCCAACGGCUCUGACGGAGGGAUACAUUAACACGAAGCUCUUUGGGUCUGGUU